CCAAAACCCUAACCCUUUUUCAUUCCCUCCUCACAGGCACUCCGACUGUUGCUCUCUCUCUCUCCCUAGGUCGUAACUAUUCAUUCACAGAGCAAGAAGCAAUCUAGGGUUUGUUGAAGAUGGUGGCGGACAAAGGUAAGAAGUUGAAAGGCGAAGAGGAAAAUGCAGAGCACAUUGAUGGAGAACUUGUCGUCUCCAUCGAGAAGUUGCAGGAGAUCCAAGACGAGCUCGAGAAAAUCAACGAAGAGGCAAGUGACAAAGUCUUGGAAGUAGAGCAGAAGUACAAUGAGAUACGCAAGCCCGUCUAUGAGAAGCGGAGUGAUAUUAUCAAAUCCAUUCCUGACUUCUGGUUGACUGCUUUUUUGAGUCAUCCUGCUCUUGGCGAACUUUUGACCGACGAAGACCAAAAGAUAUUUAAGUAUCUUAGUUCCCUUGAAGUAGAGGAUUUUAAAGAUGUGAAGUCGGGUUACACUAUUACAUUUAAUUUUAGCCCCAAUCCUUACUUUGAAGACACAAAGCUCACGAAGGUUUUUACCUUUCUUGACGAAGGAACAACAAAAAUUACCGCCACUUCAAUUAAGUGGAAAGAGGGCAUGGGCAUUCCAAAUGGAGUUGCUCAUGAGAAGAAAGGGAGCAAGCGGCCUCAUACUGAUGAAAGCUUCUUUACAUGGUUCAGUGAAACCCAACAGAAAGUUGAUAUGGAUGAGAUUCAAGAUGAGGUUGCAGAGCUAAUCAAGGAGGAUUUGUGGCCCAAUCCUCUCAAUUAUUUCAACAAUGACGCUGAUGAAGAAGAUUUUGAUGGGGAAGGUGAUGAAGAGGAGAAGGGCAGUGAUGGUUCUGAAGAGGAAGAUGACGACGACGAUGACGAGGAGGGUGAUGAUGAGGAUGGAAAUUGAGCUUCUUCCAUAGCUCAUUCCAUAUUUUCACUUUCGCUGUUUUAGUAUGGCUUGUGUAAAAAGGGGUUUUUGAAGGUCGUUAAAGAACCAAGCGACAUGAUUUUCCUGCCAUGGUAGCUGUGUAGAAAACUCUUCUAGUAGGCCAAACAUUUGCUACUGUUGUCAAUUACAGGUUAUCUGACCUUUUAUUUCUUCAUCAAGGCAUAUGUUAUUCUAUUUUUUGUUUUUGUGUUUUAAUUGGGUUAUCGAUGUGGGAUGUCCUCUCUUGGUAUGCAGAUUGCUAGAUGAAUGAGAGAGUAUUUAGGAUUUUAAGCUAGCAAUGUCAUGAACUCCACUGAGAUGAUAGUUAAAUUAUAGUUUUGGAUGUAAAGCUAUUUGGGUGACUUAAUAUUUUAUAUAUAUAUAUAUAUGCAGAUUUGAUGUGCCAA
This is a messenger RNA of Camellia sinensis, 1324 nucleotides long. Its product is annotated as NAP1-related protein 2. Lineage: Eukaryota; Viridiplantae; Streptophyta; Magnoliopsida; Ericales; Theaceae. The record is from RefSeq and is a predicted model, not a curated record. Gene Ontology annotation, biological process: nucleosome assembly. Gene Ontology annotation, cellular component: nucleus.